UCUACAGGGACGUCAUGCAGGAGAACUACGAGACGGUGACCUCGCUGGGAUUCCCCCUUCCCAAACCUGACCUGAUUGUCCGGCUGGAACGAGGAGAAGAGCCUUGGUUGCCCGAUCUCUGGACCUGCAAUGACAGAAGGCUUCCGAGAUGCAUCCAUACAGGAGCUGAGCGAGGGAGUGAGAAUGAGGAGGAGAAUCAUCAUGAGGAAGUUCCUCGGGAAGUGGAACCACAGGGGACCUUUCUGGGAAGAGCUGAAGGCAAUUUUUCCCAGUGCUUGGAGCAGGGAGAAUCCUGGGGAAAUUGGCACAGGUCAGAGAGGCUUCUGGGAAACCACCCAGGGAAGAAAGUGGAUGAAUCUAUUAAUGGUGGGGGAGGAGAGGAGGAUCCCAGAGCGCAGCAGACAAAUCCCAAGGAAGAGACACCCUGGCACUACCUUCAGUGUGGGAAAGGAUUCAUUGUGAGAUCACAGCUUGUGACACAUCAGACAAUCCAUACUGGAGAGAAACCCCUUCAAUGCUUGGACCGUGGGGAAAGCUUCAAUAAGCUCUCAGAUCUUAAUAACCACGGGAGAGGCCACAGUGGAGAAAAACCCUCUCAAUCCCUCGAGUGCGGGAAAUGUUCCAUUUCGAAGACACAAAUAAUUAGACAUCAGUUAAGCCACAAUGCGGAGAGACCCCACAAGUGCUUGGAGUGUGGGAAAAAAUUCAAAGUGAGGUCAAACCUUAUUAACCAUCAGGCAAUCCACAGAGGAGAGAGACCCCACAAGUGCUUGGAGUGUGGGAAAAGUUUCAUACGAAGGGCAGACCUUGUUCAACAUCAGGCAAUCCACACAGGAGAGAGACCCCACAAGUGCUUGGCCUGUGGGAAAAGUUUCAUACGAAGGUCACACCUAGUUCGUCAUCAGGCAUUACACAGAGGAGCAAGACCCCAGAAGUGCUUGGAAUUAGGGAAAUGUUUCAUACAAAGAUCAAACCUUGUUCAACAUCAGGUACUCCACACAGGAGGGAGACUCCACAAGUGCUUGGAGUGUGGGAAAAGUUUCAUACGAAGGUCAGACCUUGUUCAACAUCAGGCAAUCCACACAGAAGGGAGGCCCCACAAGUCCUUGGACUGUGGGAAAAGUUUCAUAAGAAAGACAAACCUUGUUGAACAUCAGGCAAUCCACAGAGGAGAGAAACCCCACAAGUGCUUGGACUGUGGGAAAAGUUUCAUAAGAAGGUCACACCUUGUUCAACAUCAGGCAAUCCACACAGGAGAGAAACCCCAUAAGUGCUUGGAGUGUGGGAAAAGUUUCAAAGUGAGGUCAAACCUUAUUAACCAUCAGGCAAUCCACAGAGGAGAGAGAACCCACAAGUGCUUGGAGUGUGGGAAAAGUUUCAUACGAAGGGCAGACCUUGUUCAACAUCAGGCAAUCCACACAGGAGAGAGACCCCACAAGUGCUUGGACUGUGGGAAAAGUUUCAUACGAAUGUCACACCUAGUUCGUCAUCAGGCAUUACACAGAGGAGCAAGACCCCAGAAGUGCUUGGACUUAGGGAAAUGUUUCAUACAAAGAUCAAACCUUGUUCACCAUCAGGCAAUCCACACAGAAGGGAGGCCCCACAAGUCCUUGGACUGUGGGAAAAGUUUCAUAAGAAAGACAAACCUUGUUGAACAUGAGGCAAUCGACAGAGGAGAGAAACCCCACAAGUGCUUGGACUGUGGGAAAAGUUUCAUAAGAAGGUCACACCUUGUUCAACAUCAGGCAAUCCACACAGGAGAGAAAUCGCAUAAGUGUUUGGAGUGUGGGAAAAGUUUCAAAGUGAGGUCAAACCUUAUUAACCAUCAGGCAAUCCACAAAGGAGAGAGACCCCACAAGUGCUUGGACUGUGGGAAAAGUUUCAUACGAAGGUCAGUCCUUGUUCAACAUCAGGCAGUCCACACAGGAGAGAGACCCCACAAGUGCUUGGACUGUGGGAAAAGUUUCAUAAGAAAGUCACACCUAGUUCGUCAUCAGGCAUUACACACAGGAGGGAGACCCCACAAGUGCUUGGAGUGUGGGAAAAGUUACAUACAAAGGUCACAGCUUGUUCAACAUCAGACAAUCCACACAGGAGAGACUCCAGAGGUGCUUGGACUGCGGGAAAAGUUUCAUAUAGGGGUCUGACCUCAUUAAACAUGGAAAGAUCCACACAGGAUUUAAACUUCUGUGACACAUGGCAAGAAAAGAUUAAGCAACUUGUAUGUAAUACACUCAGAUUCAACUUUUAGAGAGAGAUUUUAAAAGUGUGUCCACCUUAGUAAGCUAGAGUUUGACAUGUAAAUGUGUAUUUUGAAAGACUUGGAAGAAGAGGGCAAGUCAUGGCUGAGUAACUAAUUGCCUUCUAUGAGGAGAUAAGUGGCUCUGUGGAUGAGGGAAAAGCAGUGGAUGUGUUAUUCCUUGACUUUUGAGCUGUAUAAGUAGGGGCAUUGCCAGGAGA
This is a messenger RNA of Mauremys reevesii (Reeves's turtle), 2460 nucleotides long. RefSeq names its product zinc finger protein 708-like. The coding region runs from base 15 to 2147 and encodes 710 amino acids. Lineage: Eukaryota; Metazoa; Chordata; Testudines; Geoemydidae. Gene Ontology annotation, molecular function: DNA-binding transcription factor activity; RNA polymerase II cis-regulatory region sequence-specific DNA binding. Gene Ontology annotation, biological process: regulation of transcription by RNA polymerase II. The record is from RefSeq and is a predicted model, not a curated record. The transcript is spliced from 3 exons.